AUGUCAGAAAAAACAGAAAAAAUACUUUUGAUGUCCAGAGUGAUGACAAUUAACCGAUCAGUUGCUUUGGUGUCAACUAUAACCUUCAUUGCAAGUAUUUUGAUAAUGGAUGCAUCAGUUUGAGUAUUUUUUUUAGAUAACAAACGCUGAAAAUUAGUGUCUUUACUCCUGUGUAAUUUAAUACCUUUAGGUUGUUGACAAAACAACACAUUUGAGGACUUUUGGAAACACUAAUCAACAUUUUUCAUCGUUCAGAAACCAAACAACAAAACGAUUAGUCGAGAAAGUAGUGACUAGUGAAGUCAACAAAACGUACACACGCACGCGCUCACAGCCACGCCGCAACUCAGCCAAUGAAAUGUUAACUGAGAGUGAGAUUAGUGGAUUAACAUGUACCAAAGUAGCUUGUGUAAGAAGAGAGUGUUACUGUAGCCACCGGUCCAGUCAGCAAAUCCCCGGGGCAGACAGAGCACACAGCGCUCACCGCUUCACACACGGACAGUUUAACGGCUGGACAACUGAACCACGUCUCCAAGUAUAACUUAUUUUUGCUCCCAUCAUGUGAACUCCCUUGUCUCUGUGUGGACCCUGGGGUCAGAGGGCAGUCAUGAUGGAUACACAGCACCAGUGGUCCGAGGCGUUGGCCAGCAACAACAUAGGAGCCAUCAUCCGCUGGCUACGGAAGCUCACAGCUGAAGGUGAAGCAGAUGUGGAGGAAAUCCCCCUGACUUUCAGCAGCUGGGUCCAGAGGACGUCAGAGUUCGCUAAAAAGGAGUUGUUAACAUUAUGUUUCAGCCGCUGCCAGGGCCUGUGGAUGUUUCUGGACCGGAGCUCUUUCACCAGAGUGCACAUGCUGCUCCAGAGACUGAGGAACCUGCUCACCCUGGCCCAGUGGUCGAGAAGGCAGCUCAGCUCGGCCCACCUCUGGCACGGCAUGGGGGUGCCGUGCGUGGUGUGCGGGGAUACAUUGGGCUCCUCAGACGUCAGACGUGGAUGCUGGAACCGGGAGCACAGGGCUCUGAAGCAGCACAUUUGGCUUGGACGGCUUGUUCAGUGGUGGGGCAUCAUGGGGCUUCUGCCCAAGCAGCCUGAGGCUCACGAGGUGAAGCGUAUAUCCCAGAUGUGGAAAGAAAUGGGUCACGGCCAAAGGAAGGCUUGUCUCGAGGCACCCGGAUGCGAGGUAGGAGUCACGGGAAGAUUCAGCUCUUUGAUACAGGGCAUGGUGACUCAGCUGGACAGACAACAUGGAUGCUGCACAGACCAGUGCUAUCCUCCUCCUAACCUGCAGUCCCUGCUGAAGCUCGUGCUGGUGCCUCAUAUUGACAACAUGUCAGUCCAAGCGCUUCUCAUGUACUUUGUUCUGGACAUGGCAAACUUCCUGCAGUGCAAAGACGACCUCCUUCAGUCUUUCUGCCACGCCUUCACCAUUCCUUCCAGCUUUUCCCAACAAAUCAGGGCCUUCUGGAUGCUCGACCAUGGACACGUCAAGGCUUCCAUGGAGCUGCUACUGAGCCCCAGGGCUGCUGUUCCCCGGCUCUCCUGGCAGCACGGCUGCAUCAUCCACUGUCUGCUAACAAGGAAGCAGCCUCAGCUGGCGUUGAGGUACCUCCACUGGACCACGCCUGCAAUAGAAAGUGCUGAUGAUGCUAAGCUCUUUGCAGAUGUGCUGCUUCAAAACAAUUGCGUCUCCGAAGCCUGGACGCUGUUGAAGAAAGGCCACACUGAAAGCAACGACACGGUCAUGUACUUCCUCAAGGCUUGUGAUGGAGUCGGUCUGUGUGCAGAGGCUCUGAAGUACAUCCCUGCAGGAUACCAUGGUGAAGGAGAGAACGUAAAUGGUAUUGAGACUACAGGAUCAGUGUUCAAGGAAGACAAGUCAGCAGUAAGGCCACCCUGCCCGCUGUCUGCUGACCUGUAUCGGGCUCAGAGAGUGAACACAGUGUCCUCAGAGGAGCUGGUCCGACUGGUCAGAAAUGCUGUGAUGGAAGUGAGAAAGCCACGUCCCAAAAUGAGUGAGGUGGUGUGGCCAGAGCACACAGAGAGAAAAUGGCACAGCAGAGAGAUGUUCCUGUCGACCCAGGCUCUGCGUCAUCUCGCGCCAAGCCCCUCGCCACUGGACUUGAUGGAGGAAACAGAGCCAGCAGCUCGUACAGAUGAACCACAAGAGGAACCGCAGCCUGUUCAAAAUCAGCAACCUGAAUCACCAGAGCAGAUCUCUCCCUCUGAGGAUCUGAGCACUGAGUCCGUCUCCUCCUUCACCUCGGCCUCUUCCCUGCCUCUGUUGAGAAGGCAACGCUGUCAUAUUUAUGAGAGUACCUUGACUCUUCAGAGAAUCUCCUCUCUGCUCAACGAUGAAGAAAAUCAAAGCAAGGGGGACGAGGAAGAGGACAGCAGAACCCCCUCGCCGUUCCACGCCUUGCCAGAGUGCCCUGAGCUGAUGCUGACACUAGAUGGCGCCACAGACCCCAUUUUCCUCAGCAACUUGGACAACGACGCUGUGGCCGGGCUGGUGCUUUCUGCAGAGGAUGGAGAAGACGUUGAGACAGAUGUUUUCACAAGCAAGGACUUCCUCGGUGUUGAUGCAUUUCCUGGACCUUCCAUUGAUGAAACCUUUUUUUUAAAUAAGAGCACUGAGAACAACCAAUCACUACCUGAUCUCUGUGAACCCGAGUCUGAGAGUCACAGCUUCCUCUCGCCUGACGAUGAGAAAGUGGCCAGUUGUGAAGAAGUGUCAGAGGAAACUAAGAAAACUGACCAAGAGGACCAUUUGGAUCGCAUCCGGUAUGAGAUUUUCGACGUCGGUGAGGCUGCCACAUUUGACUGUCUCCUGCAGGAAGAGCCUCUCUGGAAAACGUAUGAGAAUCACCAGCAGGAGGACCCACCGGGAUGCUUCGGUCAAGGCUUCUCCUAUGCCACAUCUGAGACCACUCAGGACCCUCAGCAGAACCUUCCUCCAUCAGAGGAUCCCGCAGCCUGCAGCUCGAGGUCAUCAGCAGGGACGAGUUGGGAUGUCUCCCUCUUCCCCCCAGUGUGCAGCUCUGUUCGCCCCACACGGUUUCAGCAGAUUUCUGGUAGCUUUCUGACCUCCAGCACAACCUACAACAUCAAAACCACCUCUGCUCCCUCGGACACCGCCAAUGAGAAGGAUGAACCCUGUUUCCAGAGAACCUCAGCCGGCCGGCUCGAUCGUUGCGAAACAGGCAGCUGGUGGAAACAGGACCAGGAAACCUGUGGUGCUUCCAGUGGCCCUCCGUCUGCUACAGAUGCAGGAACGGCAAAUACAUCAGAUGAUAUGAAGUCUCUACUCGUACUGAGCCAACCUCCCUCCUACAGUCUGGUCAACUUCAUGGAUUUCACUGUGAAGCAAAAAGGAGACAGCAGAGAUGGCAAACAGGCAAACAAAGAGGAGCCCGCAGGUUGGAGUAGUUUUGGGAGGGGUUCACAAGGUGCCAUAAGAAGUGGGAGGACGCGAUCAAGGAAAGGAAAACGAGUGAAGAAAGCCUGAGGAUCUAGCACGUCCAGGACUGAGCUGAAUCUGAAACAUGAUGCGUCUUUCUUUUUAUUCAGAAUACCAUUCUGAAUCCAAAUCCUAAAGCAACACCGUCAGGAUCCAUUCCCGCCCGACCACGCCACAGGUUUGAUCAUCACCACGUGGACUUUUCACCUUGACGCGAUCCGUCUCCCCCUCCUCGUCAAUCACCUGGUUGGAUUGUUCCGACAGCUGCUGCCUCGACCAGCAGCCUCUCCCACUCAGUGCUAUUGUCCUGCCACGCCCUUUUUCUUCCACUGUACCACCACGUGUCAGAAACACUCAGUCCAUAAUGAAUUUCUCAGGAAUUAUUGAUAGACAUAAAUUAUUGAAUAUUUUUCUAAUUAAACCUCCGGUAAAAGGGA
Messenger RNA from Acanthopagrus latus (yellowfin seabream), 3894 nucleotides. RefSeq lists its product as uncharacterized. The transcript has 20 exons. The coding region runs from base 608 to 3505 and encodes 965 amino acids. Lineage: Eukaryota; Metazoa; Chordata; Actinopteri; Spariformes; Sparidae. The record is from RefSeq and is a predicted model, not a curated record.